Archocentrus centrarchus (flier cichlid) is the source of this 4798-nucleotide messenger RNA. It is a transcript of the gene ddr2a, whose product is annotated as discoidin domain receptor tyrosine kinase 2a. The transcript is spliced from 17 exons. Bases 170 to 2761 code for a protein of 863 amino acids. Gene Ontology annotation, cellular component: plasma membrane; signaling receptor complex. Gene Ontology annotation, molecular function: collagen binding; protein tyrosine kinase collagen receptor activity; ATP binding. Gene Ontology annotation, biological process: protein phosphorylation; positive regulation of neuron projection development; positive regulation of kinase activity. NCBI's taxonomy places the organism in Eukaryota, Metazoa, Chordata, Actinopteri, Cichliformes, Cichlidae. The record is from RefSeq and is a predicted model, not a curated record.
GGCAGCUGACGGACAGAGAGUGAGCGAGCAAGAGAAAGUAGUACUCGGACUGUAGCAUCCAGCUGUCUGCCUCUCACUGGAAUAAUCUAAAUCCAUUGGUGAACAAAUGCUUUGAAAAGAAAAAAGCCUUCUUAGAAGUUGGAAGUCUGUCUCUUUGCACGUGUUUGGAAUGAAGCACCCGUGGGACAUUCACUUCCUCCUGCUCAUCCUCAUCUACUUGCUAGGAGCCGUCACAUCCCAGGUCAACCCAGGUGUGUGUCGGUAUCCUCUGGGGAUGUCUGGAGGACAGAUACAGGACGAGGACAUCUCUGCUUCCAGCCAGUGGUCUGACACCACCGCUGCUCGAUAUGGCAGGUUGGACUUUGAGGAGGGUGAUGGCGCGUGGUGUCCGGAGAUAACAGUGGAGCCAGACAACCUGAAGGAGUUCCUUCAGAUUGAUCUGCGCUCCCUCCACUUCAUCACACUUGUGGGAACCCAAGGACGCCACGCAGGAGGCAUUGGGAAUGAGUUUGCCCAGAUGUACAAGAUCAAGUACAGUCGUGAUGGGAGCCGCUGGAUCUCGUGGAGAAACAGGCAGGGCAAGCAGGUGAUCGAGGGAAACAGAAAUGCCUAUGACAUCGUCCUCAAAGACCUCGAGCCGCCCAUCAUUGCUCGCUUUGUUCGCUUCAUGCCUGUCACAGACCACUCCAUGAACGUCUGCAUGCGAGUGGAGCUCUAUGGCUGUGAAUGGCUGGAUGGCCUUGUUUCAUACAACGCUCCUGUGGGAGGGCGGAUGAACUUACCUAAUUACCCUGUUUAUCUCAACGACUCUGUCUAUGACGGAGCUAUCAUCUACAGUAUGACAGAAGGCUUGGGCCAGCUGACUGAUGGCGUCUGUGGCUUGGACAAUUUUACUGUGAGUCAUGACCCCAAUGGAUGGCCAGGCUAUGAUUACGUGGGCUGGAACAAUGAGAGCUUCCCAAAUGGAUUUGUGGAAAUAAUGUUUGAGUUUGACCGUAUACGAAACUUUACCACGAUGAAGGUCCACUGCAGCAACAUGUUCUCUAGGCAUGUCAAGGCCUUCCGCCAGGUGGUUUGUUACUUCCGCUCUGACUCAGACUGGGAGACCACACCGCUUUCCUUCAGCCCAGUGGUGGACGAGAAGAAUCCCAGCGCCCGCUUCGUCAUUGUCAGCUUGGCCAAUCACAUGGCCAGCGCCAUCAAGUGCCAGUUCUAUUUUGCUGAUGCCUGGAUGUUGUUCAGCGAGAUCACCUUCCAGUCAGAUACAGCCAUGUACAACACAACCCUGGCUCCACCCAACACAGGGCAAACAUCUAACACACCACCAGCUGAAGAUGACCCCACACACAAAGUAGAUGACAGCAACACCCGCAUUCUUAUUGGAUGCUUAGUAGCCAUCAUCUUUAUCCUUGUUGCCAUUAUUGUCAUCAUGUUGUGGAGGCAAGUGUGGCAGAAGAUGCUGGAAAAGGCUUCUCGUCAGAUGCUGGAUGAUGAACUAACUGCUAGUUUGUCAAUACAGAGUGAGACAUUGGGCUACAACCACAGCCACAACCAAUCAAACACAACCAAUGAACAGGAGCCUAAUUCAACCUAUGAGCACAUCUUUCCUCUCGGUUCAGACUAUCAGGAACCAUCGCGCCUCAUAAGUAAGCUGCCGGAGUUUUCACAGAGAUCAGAAGAAUCCAGUUCAACCAGCACUUCUGCUUCUAAAUCCAUCGCCUCUACUGCAGUCCAAGAUGGCGUCCCUCACUAUGCAGAGGCAGACAUUGUAAACCUACAAGGUGUAACUGGAAGCAACACAUAUGCCAUCCCUGCAGUAACUAUGGACCUCUUGUCAGGGAAGGAUGUUGCUGUGGAGGAGUUCCCACGAAAACUGCUCACAUUUAAAGAGAAGCUUGGAGAAGGCCAGUUCGGAGAGGUGCACUUGUGUGAAGCAGAAGGAAUGCAGGAGUUUAUGAAUAAAGAGUUUUUGUUUGACAUCGCAGAAGACCAGCCCGUCUUAGUGGCCGUGAAGAUGCUCCGUUCAGAUGCCAACAAAAAUGCAAGGAACGACUUCCUUAAAGAAAUAAAGAUCAUGUCACGUUUGAAGGACCCCAACAUCAUUCGCCUGCUAGCUGUGUGCAUCUACAGCGACCCUCUCUGCAUGAUCACAGAGUACAUGGAGAACGGAGAUCUCAACCAGUUUCUGUCCCGCCACAAACCAGAGGGACAGCUUGCUCAGCUUAGCAAUGCGCCUACUGUCAGCUUUAGUAAUCUCUGCUACAUGGCCACUCAGAUAGCCUCGGGGAUGAAGUACCUGUCCUCUCUAAACUUUGUUCAUCGAGACUUGGCCACACGAAACUGCCUGGUGGGCAAAAAGUAUACAAUAAAGAUAGCUGACUUUGGAAUGAGCAGAAACCUGUACAGUGGGGACUACUACCGGAUCCAGGGCAGAGCAGUGCUGCCUAUACGCUGGAUGUCAUGGGAGAGCAUCCUGCUGGGGAAGUUCACCACAGCCAGUGACAUGUGGGCCUUUGGGGUGACCCUGUGGGAGAUACUAAACUUCUGCAAGGAACAACCCUACUCUCAGCUCACUGAUGAGCAGGUGAUAGAAAACACAGGAGAGUUUUUCAGGGACCAGAAACGACAGAUCUACCUGCCUCAGCCUGUGCUGUGCCCGGACUCGCUCUACAAGAUCAUGCUGAGCUGCUGGAGGAGGAACACAAAGGAACGGCCCUCCUUCCUGGAAAUACACAGGGCCCUCUUGGAAAUGCAAUCUUAAGCCAGUGCAGUGUUUAAGACAGUAAUUCCCAGUCUGCUCAUCUCUGGAAGAAAGUAAAAAAGACAACAAUAACAGCAGACACAAUCCAGGUUUAAGCUUGUCUCGGUAGAGAAACAGGGUUGGGGGCACUACGGACUAUCAAAAACACUGAGUGUGUCAUUUAUUAGUACAAGCACGUUGGCUAAAAUGUUUUAUAGACAUAGAAAUAUUCUUAGAAAAACCACCAUGUUUCAUCCCUCAAAUAUGUUUAAGGACAUGACCUAAGGCUCUGACUUGUGUUAGUGAAGCCGUGACUUAAUGUAGCAAGUGACAUUCGGCACUUUUGAAAACACAUUUGUUAAUGUUGGUUUAAAUUUCUCACAUUACAGCAAUUUUCUUAUUAACAAAACAUAUGCAACUGAAAUUUCUGGUGUUUUCUCUUGGAAGACUGCUUGAAUGUAGAGGAGGAAAGUGCAGAAAAGCCAUCACUGUUACAGUUCAUCAUAUCUCAAGUAUCUAAUCUCCACACAUUUAGAGUAACAAGAAUAACAAGGAAAUAUCUGUUAAAUCUCCUUGCAGUGGUUUCAACAUGAAAUGUAUAUGACUCUGUAUUUUCAACAGGUAAGUCUAAAUCAAAUACCCGUAUUUUGUAUUAGUAUUUAUAUGUUCAUGUGCAUUUGCUCUGUUUGUUUUGUUUAUAUAUUUGUAUAUUGCUAUGCUCUUCAUUUGGAGUAUCAUUUUUGAUUUAAUGCAGUAAAUCUCCUAGGUUACAUUUUGGAUUCAUACAUUAUCUUUUAUCCUGCUGCAAACUGUUGGGUUGAUCAUACACUAAGCGCUAUACCAUUCUGAUUGAUAAUUGAUGAGAUAUUGAACGAUUCUUAUCAGGAAUCCGGGCCGUGUUGGUUCAACAGUAUGUGUUUACAGUCUGCGUCAUUAGAAAGAUGUUAGUGAGUGUGCUGGGGAUGUUGAAGUUCAAAAGAAAACAAGUCUUUUAUUGAAAGCAGAUGAAAUGUGGAUAUUCAUCCUAAAUGGUGUGUUUGAUUAGAACCACAGGAUGCCUAUGACUGAACGCUUACACACACAGUAGUUUAUACAAGCAAAUAAAAACUAAAAACUGACCCGUCAUCGACAGGUUCAGUUAUCUGCAGUCAUUUUUCUUCUUCUGUUAAUGUACUUUUUCCUCUUUGAUUCAUUUUCCAUUUGGCAUAAGUCUGUGCGCUUUGUUUUCUGAACUCUUAUUGUUUGAAGCCCAUCCUACACACCGAAGUUUCAGACGCUUUUACUGUGUUUACAGGCUUUAUUUUCUCCGGCCUUUGUUCCUCAUUGUAAAUUAAAGAUGCUCAAGGCAUUGUGUUUUCAAUUUAUACUCGUCAGGGCAAAGAAGUUCUACAAAAUGAGUCUCUGGAGCUUGAAAGGCUUCUUCAGUUCUAAAACCAAUUGGUGGAGACUCCCAGUUAUUUAAACCCAGUGGAGGUUGUCCCUCGGUGGUGUUCAUUGACCCGUUAUUGUUCAUGCACAUAUUAUAGACACCAAGGUAUAAACAACAAUUACUGAGCAGAGAUGGUGGAUCACGAUGGCAACUGUCUCCGACUCACACCUUUCUUCAGGUGACCUUAACAGGUCACUUGAUAGAGAGGGGUGAAGUCUCACAGUGCUUUCACCUGAAACCACUUAUUGGCCUUUUUUUUUUUUCUCACCUUGGUGAGGAUGGACCUCAGAGAGGUGAAACGUCUUCGAGAAAGAAUUCCAGUUGCUUUUUUUUUCAAGCUCCAGAGACUACCAUAACCCGGAUGACUGAGAACCUACAAAGAUAUUCAAAUUAAAUAUGUCAUUUGACUUUAAGAUCAAUGUAUGAAGCUUGUGAUUACUUUCACAGGAUAAAGACACUUUUUCACGGCAUUCUUAAUCCACUCCACGUUUGAAAGGAGCUGGGGGCAGAAAUGUAGCCCUACAAAGUCCUAAUAUGCUGAGAUUCAUUUCAUGUUUGUACUCAAAUGUUUCAGUGAGAAUGUUUUAUAUAUUUCUGUAAGCAAAAGUUGUUCAUUAAAUAAAAAUUAA